AUGUCUCCUCAGAUCAAAACUCCUCUCUUACCGGAGAAAGAUCAGUCCUCGUCUGAGAAGCAUGGAUCAUCAUCAACCUCCGGCGUCGUUUUCAACGUGUCGACGAGCAUAAUCGGAGCUGGGAUAAUGUCGAUGCCGGCGGCGUUUAAGGUUCUCGGAGUAAUCCCGGCGCUGUUGAUAAUCACGAUCAUAGCUUGGCUUUCUACAAUUUCUGUUGGGUUUCUGAUGAAAUCGACUCUCGCCGGAGAAUCGACUACUUACGCCGGAGUUAUGAAAGAGUCGUUUGGGAAAACAGGAUCCGUCGCUGUACAGAUUGCUACGAUGGUUGCUACUUUUGGUUGUAUGGUUAUAUUCUCUAUUAUCAUAGGAGAUGUGCUUUCGGGUAAUGAAAAUGAACAUUAUGGUGUUCUUCAAGAAUGGUUUGGUUCUCAGUGGUGGAACACGAGAAUCUUCGCUUUGUUGUUCGUCUAUGGAUUCGUCUUGCUUCCAUUGGUCUUGUGCAGACGUGUGGAAAGACUGGCGUAUAGCUCUGCGGCGUCGUUUCUUCUUGCGGUGCUAUUUGUCGUCAUAAGCUCGGUGCUGGCAAUUUCAGCGCUGGUGAAAGGACAAACGAAGAAUCCAAGACUAUUUCCAGAGUUGAACAAUGGAGGAUCGUUCUGGAAUCUCUUCACAGCUUCCCCUGUUAUUGUAACAGCCUUCACGUUUCAUUUCAAUGUUCAUCCGAUUGGAUUCGAGCUCAAAGAUCCGUUACAAGUGAUCCCGGCAACUAAGAUCUCUGUCAUCUUGUGCGCUGUGAUUUACUUUGCCACUGGACUCUUCGGGUACCUUCUCUUUGGAGAUGCAACGAUGUCGGAUAUUCUAGUGAACUUUGACCAGAGCUCUGGUUCUUCUAUUGGUUCUCUUCUCAAUGACACUGUUAGGCUCAGCUAUGCGCUUCACCUCAUGCUCGUCUUUCCUCUCAUGAACUUCUCGUUGAGAGCAAACCUCGAUGAGCUCAUGUUCCCCUUGAAACCAUCAUUGGCAAAAGACACAACAAGAUUCAUCGGACUCACUCUGGCUCUACUGAUUUGCUGUUUCUUGUCUGCAAUCACGGUACCAGACAUUUGGUACUUCUUUCAGUUCUUGGGAUCAACCACCACAGUUUCCAUAGCAUUCAUAUUUCCAGCCGCCAUUGUUUUAAGGAAUGUGCAUGGUGUAUCGACCUCAAGAGAGAAGAUCCUAGCUUUGAUAAUGCUUGUUCUUGCUCUUGCCACUAGCGUCGUCGCUAUCACAACAAAUUUAUACAGCCUCGCAGCAAAUUAA
Arabis nemorensis is the source of this 1302-nucleotide messenger RNA. Lineage: Eukaryota; Viridiplantae; Streptophyta; Magnoliopsida; Brassicales; Brassicaceae. The record is from the annotation of a GenBank genome assembly.